AAGUCUCCGCAGCUUGCGGCAGGCUCUUCGCGGUGCUCCCACUUAGACGCACGACUUAGAAGCGACCGGGAGUGAAGGCGUUGCUGCCGGAGCUGAGACCGGGCGGCCGGAGUCCGCAGGGAUGAACCUCGAGUUGCUAGAGUCUUUUGGGCAGAACUAUCCUGAGGAAGCUGAUGGAACUUUGGAUUGUAUCAGCAUGGCCCUGACUUGCACCUUUAACAGGUGGGGCACAUUGCUUGCAGUUGGCUGCAAUGAUGGCCGAAUUGUCAUCUGGGAUUUCUUGACGAGAGGCAUUGCUAAAAUAAUUAGUGCACACAUCCAUCCAGUCUGUUCUUUAUGCUGGAGUCGAGAUGGCCAUAAGCUCGUGAGUGCUUCCACUGAUAACAUAGUGUCACAGUGGGACGUUCUUUCAGGCGACUGUGACCAGAGGUUUCGAUUCCCUUCACCCAUCUUAAAAGUCCAGUAUCAUCCACGAGAUCAGAACAAGGUUCUCGUGUGUCCCAUGAAAUCUGCUCCUGUCAUGUUGACCCUUUCAGAUUCCAAACAUGUUGUUCUGCCGGUAGAUGAUGACUCCGAUUUGAACGUGGUGGCAUCUUUUGAUAGGCGAGGGGAAUAUAUCUAUACAGGAAAUGCAAAAGGCAAGAUUUUGGUCCUAAAAACAGAUUCUCAGGACCUUGUUGCUUCCUUCAGAGUAACAACUGGAACAAGCAAUACCACGGCCAUUAAGUCAAUUGAGUUUGCCCGGAAGGGGAGGACCCCAUGGAAGAAAUGUUGUUUCUCUGGGGAUGGGGAAUACAUAGUGGCAGGGUCUGCCCGGCAGCAUGCCCUGUACAUCUGGGAGAAGAGCAUUGGCAACCUGGUAAAGAUUCUUCAUGGGACGAGAGGAGAACUCCUCUUGGAUGUAGCUUGGCAUCCUGUUCGACCCAUCAUAGCAUCCAUUUCUAGUGGAGUGGUAUCUAUCUGGGCACAAAAUCAAGUAGAAAAUUGGAGUGCAUUUGCACCAGAUUUCAAAGAGUUGGAUGAAAAUGUAGAAUAUGAGGAAAGGGAAUCAGAAUUUGAUAUUGAAGAUGAAGAUAAGAGUGAGCCUGAGCAAACAGGAGCUGAUGCUGCAGAAGAUGAGGAAGUGGAUGUCACUAGCGUGGACCCCAUUGCUGCCUUCUGUAGCAGUGAUGAAGAGCUGGAAGAUUCAAAGGCUCUAUUGUAUUUACCCAUUGCCCCUGAGGUAGAAGACCCAGAAGAAAAUCCUUAUGGCCCCCCGCCGGAUGCAGUCCAAACCUCCUUGAUGGACGAAGGGGCUAGUUCAGAGAAGAAGAGGCAGUCUUCAGCAGAUGGGUCCCAGCCACCUAAGAAGAAACCCAAAACAACCAAUAUAGAACUUCAAGGAGUACCAAAUGAUGAAGUCCAUCCAUUACUGGGUGUGAAGGGGGAUGGCAAAUCCAAGAAGAAGCAAGCAGGCCGGCCUAAAGGAUCAAAAGGUAAAGAGAAAGAUUCUCCAUUUAAACCGAAACUCUACAAAGGGGACAGAGGUUUACCUCUGGAAGGAUCAGCGAAGGGUAAAGUGCAGGCGGAACUCAGCCAGCCCUUGACAGCAGGAGGAGCAAUCUCAGAACUGUUAUGAAGACUCUUGAAGUUCUUCGUUCUUCCCCACUUUGCCAUCAUGUGGCCUCUGGACACUGUGGUCAGUCAUUUGAGAUUGGCUUUAAUUUAAAACAAAGCCCUCUGCCUCCCACCCAGGUGGUGGAAGGAUUGAAUUUUAUGUUUGAAUGAAGAAGUGAAUUAUGGAAGAAGAGUAUAUGUCCCUUACCUUCCUUUUGAAGCAUAAGUCCAAAUAGGCUCUCAGGAAUGAGGAUUCGUGAAGACAUCAAAAAAGAGUUUUGACUCACAUAAACUUUGAUGUUUAGUUAUAUUGCUGGAGAGAAGACAACUAUGUUUUGCUCAUCUAAUUUUAUUGUACCUAGCAUCAUUUUGAUAUGCCAUUUCCUAUCUCCUGUUUACCUUCCGUCCUCAAUGCAUGUCCUCAAUGCAUGUCCUCAAGUGACUUGUUCUUACCCGAAAUUUUGCUGCCAGUAUGCUAGGAAAACUCCUGUUGCAUAUUCUCUUUCCUUCAUUUUAAAAAUUGCCCUCUCCCCAGAUGCCUUUUAUAUUUCCAUACUGUGUACAAAGGAUGGGCAGAAAAGAGAGUGCUUGAAAGAUUUCAAAUUUUUGGAAAGGAAAGAAAGAUAAGAAGACCCCCUCUUCCUACCCUACCACAUUUUGCCCAAGAAGCUGGGCUGUAAGAGAUUCAGGGUUUUUCCUUGUUUUCCUUUCAUUGCAUGUUUUCUUCCAUUAGUGGUGCAUUCUCAUUAAUCAUGGUUUUUGAAGAUAGCUAGUUUUAUCCAUCUCCAGCAAAGAAGCAUCAAUAGUUUAUAUUGCUUUACCUGUGCUGGCUUCCAGAGAUGGAAACAAACCAAGGUGUCUCUCAACA
Galeopterus variegatus (Sunda flying lemur) is the source of this 2464-nucleotide messenger RNA. It is a transcript of the gene RBBP5, whose product is annotated as retinoblastoma binding protein 5. The record is from RefSeq and is a predicted model, not a curated record. The transcript has 13 exons. Lineage: Eukaryota; Metazoa; Chordata; Mammalia; Dermoptera; Cynocephalidae. The coding region runs from base 122 to 1618 and encodes 498 amino acids. Gene Ontology annotation, molecular function: protein binding. Gene Ontology annotation, cellular component: Set1C/COMPASS complex.